This is a messenger RNA of Eurytemora carolleeae, 806 nucleotides long. Its product is annotated as CUE domain-containing protein 2. Lineage: Eukaryota; Metazoa; Arthropoda; Copepoda; Calanoida; Temoridae. The transcript is spliced from 8 exons. The record is from RefSeq and is a predicted model, not a curated record. The coding region runs from base 1 to 780 and encodes 259 amino acids.
AUGACAGAGAUCGAUUGUGUCGAAGAAUUUGAUUAUGAAGGAUUCCACGAGAUGCUGAUUGCAUACCUUCCACAAGCGGAGAAUAUUAAGGAAAAGGAUAUGAUGGAUGAAAUGAAGAAGUUAGUUCAACAUCUUCUUCAAGAGAGAAAUAGUCAGGUAAACAUCCUGAAAUCAGAAGAGCCCCAUGAAAUUACCUCAGAGCCGCAGAAUUGGUGGAAUGACAUCCAAGCUUCUCAAUAUGUCUUAAAGCCCCACAUAAAGAACCGAAGUAUAUCUGAGACUAGCACUGAGUCUGAGCGAGGGAAUAAGAAGAAGGGGGGUAAGGUGGCUGAUAAUGCUGAGGCUGACCCAGAGUUAGAGCUAGAACCUGGAGUAAACAUGAUUAUGGAAAUGUUCCCAAGUUGUUGCCAGGUUGAGGCGGUUCAUUGUGUGAGUAUGAUGAACGGUGAUCUAGAAAGAGCAGUACAACUUCUGAUCACAAGAGCGGAACUAGGACAGGAUAUUAAACCAAACCAAACCCAGCUGUUAGCUAAGCUGUCUAAGCCUGUUGAGAUAGAUGACAACCAACUAAAGAAGAGAAUCAUGAACGAAUACGGAUUUGUGGAUAAAGAAACAGAUCAGCGAUACCAUAGACCAACUAUACCAAAGAAAUUAGAGGAUAAGAAGCUGAUUAGGUACAGGGAGGGGAAGAUCGUGAGCACCAAGGGGGAGAGGUUCACCCAGGUCACCAAGGAGGAGAGCCUGGAGAUUAAGAGAACAAUCGUAAAUAUAUUAGCCUGACAAUUAAUGUUUAGACCACGUGACAG